Molecule: messenger RNA, 2791 nt
Organism: Hyaloscypha bicolor E
Lineage: Eukaryota; Fungi; Ascomycota; Leotiomycetes; Helotiales; Hyaloscyphaceae
Product: HET-domain-containing protein
Exons: 1
Coding region: 313-2604 (763 amino acids)
Source: RefSeq, a predicted model, not a curated record
CCGGCCUCCAUUGUGCGCUCUCGACCGCCUCACCUCUACUUACCCGUCUUGCCUAGGUGUGCUUAUCCCUAGUCGCGCGGCUGUCGAGAGCGUCAACUCCUGACGAGAAGGAUUCAGGGGAGCUAGAACGGGCUCUAGGGGGCCGCGAUAGGCCCCUUGUAUUAGGAUAGGCCCCCAGGCUCGCUAUUCUGGUAUUGAAUAUCUAUAGAGGUGGAGUUGGGAUUCUAAUCUCUGCGCAACACCUUGCAAAGGCCAGGGAGCACCCGCGCUCAUCGGCAAUUCGACAUUCCCCCUUAUCGAAUACCUUCAAAUAUGCAAGAGUCGAGGACAAUUCUCUGUUCAAGAUGCGAAGAGAUUGAGCUCGCUUCAUAUUUUCAAAAGGAAAUGCACGUUUUGCGGGUGCCCUCAGGAUCCGUCGGGCCUGCUAGAGAUGCAGCAAUGCUAUACUCCCUGACAGACCUUCGCAGAACAUCCGAUACUUGUGUCCUAUGUGGAUUGGUAAUGGGGGCACUGCUCAGGUGGUGGGGCCUGGCGAAUUGGUUGACUGCGGACAAGUAUGUUGAGUGGGCCAACGACGCGCCGGGACUAGAUAGCAAUCCUCAAAUCUUUCUCUACAGCUACCUUUAUGCAGAAGAUCAAUCCCUAGGAUCCAAGGCCUCACGGCCAAAUAUCGAUCUAAACGAGACUUUGAUUAGGCAAUGCUUUCGCCUGGGUAUUGCGCUAAGAGGACAGUCGGACCAAAAUAGACCAUACCUCGAUCAUGCAGGCGACAUUCAGCUACUCUCGACCAGUUCCCCACUUCGUGGCUCCAAGCUGACUUUUCAUGGAAGAAUUGUCGAUCCUAUCCGAGCAAAUAUUCAGCUUGCUAGAAAAUGGCUUGAUGAAUGCGAACACGGCCAUGGAGACCUUUGUGAGAAGGCAGCUCACUUUGACGAUGUGGCCUACACAAGUAAGGCACCCCGCAAUCUCCGCGUGAUCGAUGUGAACUCUAUGUCCCUUGUAUUGCUCCCACCGGAGGCCAAGUAUAUUGUGUUGAGCUACUGUUGGGCUCAGUCAACUCGCUCUUUCACCACGACAAAGUUAAACAUCGCAGAUCUUCAAAUGCGCAGCUCUCUCUCGGGCGUAUGGGAUUUGCUUCCGGGAACAAUACAGGAUGCUAUUGACUUUGUUCGGGAAAUUGGCCGAGAGUUCUUAUGGGUCGAUGCACUAUGCAUAAUCCAGGACGACGACAUGGACAAAGAGGAGCAGAUCUUGCAGAUGGAUCGGGUGUACGACAACGCACUAUUGGCAAUUAUAUCCGCCCCAGCAGCCGAAGAAGAUUCGACCCGGUACGAUGGCCUGCCUGGAUAUCGUCUGAGCCGCCGGUCAUUUCAAAACACAGCCCGUAUACAUGGCCUCGAGCUUUGUACCACAAUACUCAACGUAGAGCAAGUCACGAUGACUAGCCCCUGGAAUACACGAGCGUGGACUUUUCAAGAGGGUCUGCUCUCGAGAAGGCGACUAUUCUUCACCGAAUUGCAGCUCUACUUCCAAUGUACGUGCGGAGUGUUCUGUGAGGAUGUCGUGGGCGAAGGAAAAUCCCCUUCGGCGUUUGUAUACCCUGGAACUAGCCUUUGGAAUAUUGGUGGGCUUUAUAAUAACCUGACGCACGGUCAAAAGUCUAACGGUCAGGGACUCUCCCGAAGCAAGUUUGGGAACCCUUCGGCGGCCUUCGAAUACUAUCGUAAUGUAGUAGAACGAUAUACGUCUAGAGAAAUGUCAAAUCAGGGCGAUGCGCUAGCGGCGUUAGAAGGGGUGAUGUCCAUCCUUAGGACCACCAUGAACACCGAAUUUAUUCAUGGACUCCCUGAAGUCUGUCUGGACGAGGCCCUUCUCUGGCACCAACGGGGACCGCACCGGCGACGAAUGAUACUACCGACUGGGAAUCUGGGUGUUGGCUUUCCGUCCUGGUCAUGGGCUGGAUGGAAUGUUUUGUCAAAUUAUCGGGCGCAGUUCACGAGGUACAUUCGGCGGGAAGUCGAUUGGUACCUGGUCAAUAGAGAUGGCACCGGAUUUAAGGUAUCACUUCCUCAUGGCUCGGAACCGUCGAAGCCCUUUGAACCAUCUAAGCACGAAGAUAUUCGUCCGCAGGGCAGUCCGCCAGCAGCAUUUCUGAAUACCUUGCGGCCCAGAGAAGAGAUGACAACACAAGAUCUAAGAUCUUGCUCCCUUGCUUGCUGGACAAGCACGGCCACCUUCCAGUUCCUGGGUGACACACUCGAUCUUGGCGAACGCAGCAUAGACUGGCCAGACCACGAAGCUUUCAUUAUAUCUGACCAAGAGUCGCAAUCUGUAGGCACGAUUUUUCUAGAAAAGACUUGGACCGACAUGAUUGAGCAGAAUCAGCAUCGGGGGCUCGAGUUCAUGCUCCUAUCCCGGUCUAACAUGGUCGAUGACAUUGUUUCGGUGGAUGAAGGAGUGUUUCCUAUGGAUGAGUGGUGUUUUGUUAAUGUCAUGCUGAUUCAGAGGUAUGCUGACGAGGCAGCGAGGCUUGGGGUGGGAGUUGUGCAUGAGCUGGCUUGGAUAUCUGCGGCUCCAGAGGCAGCGCUGCUGCGUUUGUGGUAGCUAGAUGUGAUGCGAGGUAGCGAAACGCGUGGCAUAACAUAAUCCAUUUUUCAUAGAGGUCCUGUUCGGGAUCCUUGGGCGCCUCUUUGGGCUCCCAGGAAUAAUCGUCAAAACUUGACAAAAAUGAUAUGAUGUGUGCCCUAAGCCAACAUCAAGCCUCAUUAAUUAAGUGGGUACUACUCAGGUU